CAGAAGAGGAGGAAGAUGUUCGAUUCACGUUGUGGGUGUGGUCGAAGAUUUAGGUUAAAGGGACAUCUGAAGAGGCAUAUGAGACAAGUUUGCAACAAUAAUUUUACCUGGAAAUCUCAGCAAAAAAAAAAAAAUGUGUUGAGACACCAGGUGGCGCUUUAGCAGCUCCUCUGACAAACUGUAUCCCAGACACAACAAGUGAGCAACAUGUUCGCUCCGAGCCUCGAGGUGCAGAAGAGGAGCAACAUGUUCGCCGUGCAGCUGCUGCGAGUGUCGGUACAUGAGCGGAUCGGCGCCGCUGCUGAAGACUUCCUGCUGCAGGUGGAGAAAGGAGAAGAAGCGGCUCGAGUCCCGGCGCUGAGAGCGCUGCUCACCGAGCGGCUAACGGCGGCGGCGGAGGAGAUCGUCGGUCUGUUAGAGGAAACCGUGGCGGAGUACGAAGACCGAGUGGAGCGGUCCGAGCGGGAGAUCUGCCGCCAGAGGAGGCUGCUCGAUGCCGUGCUGAAGCCCGAAGUCAGGCUGCACCGAGCAGAUGUCCAGCAGCUGAUGGUGGGUGAAGAAGAGUUUCCUCCUGAGCAGCAGCAGUGGAGCCCCAGUGUGAAGCACAUUAAAGAGGAGGAGGAGCUAGAGCCCCCCCACAUUAAAAAGGAGCAGGAGGAAGUGUGGAGCAGUCAGGAAGGAGAGCAGCUUCAAGAGCUGGAGCAAGCUGAUAUCACCAAGUUCACUGUGAAGAGUGAGGAAGAUGAAAAGAAACCUCAAACUGAGGAGAACAGAGAGCACUGUGAAGGACCAGAACCAGCCAGAAACUCAGGUCCUGAUGGACAUUUAGUACCAGGUCCUAAGGACCAGACUGAAGACUCUUCUGACCCUAAGACUGAUGAACGUGAAGAUGAGUGGAAGGAGACCAGAGAACCAUCAAGUUCAAAGACACUCAAAAACAGUAAAGUGUCUGCUGGUGCUAUGAGACGUGGGACUGGUGAGAAACCACAUAGCUGUUCUGAGUGUGGUCAAAGUUUUAGGGAAAAGGGAAACCUGCAGAAACAUAUGACGAUUCAUACAGGAGAGAAACCAUUUAGUUGUUCUGAGUGUGGUCAACAUUUUAGGGAAAAGGGAAGCAUGCAGAAACAUAUGAUGAUUCAUACAGGAGAGAACACAUGCAACUGCUCUAACUGUGGUAAAAUCUUCAGGCGAAAGGGCGACCUGCUGAGACAUAUGAGGAUCCAUACAGGAGAGAAACCAUUUAGUUGUUCUGAGUGUGGUCAAAGAUUUACUCAAAAGGGAAACCUGCAAGAACAUAUGAGAAUUCAUACAGGAGAGAAACCAUUUAGUUGCAGCGUUUGCAACAAAAGAUUUUCCUGGAAUUAUCAGCGAAAAAAACAUAAGUGUGUUAGUGUGUCCACAAAGCUUCAUCAGAGUCAGACUGAGGAAAACAGAGAGGACUGUGGAGAUCCAGAACCAGCCAGGAACUCAGGUCCUGACGGACAUUUAGAACCAGUUCCUGAGGACCAGACUGAAAACUCUUCUGAACCUGACACUGAUGACAGUAAAGAUUGGAAGGAGACCAGAGAACAAUCGGGCUCAAAGACACUCAAAAAUAAUAAAGUGUCUGCUGCUUAUAUGAGCUGUAGUACUGGUGAGGAACCAUAUAGCUGUUCUGAGUGUGGUCAAAGAUUUAGGAUAAAGACACACUGGCAGAAACAUAUGAGAAUUCAUAGAGGAAUGAAACCAUUUAGUUGCCCUGAGUGUUGCCUAGGACUUUCGGAAAAGAGAAGUCUGCAGCAACAUAUGAUGAUUCAUACAGGAGAGAAACCAUUAAGUUGUUCUGAGUGUAGUCAAAGAUUUAGGCAUAAAGAAAGCCUGCAGAAACACAUGAUGAUUCAUACAGGAGAGAAACCAUUUAGUUGUUCCGAGUGUGGUCUAAGAUUUAGGAUAAAGAGAGACAUGCAGACACACAUGAUGAUUCAUACAGGAGAGAAACCAUAUAGUUGCUCUGAGUGUGGUCAAAGAUGUAGACGAAAGGAACAUCUGAGGUUACAUAUGAGAAUUCAUACAGGAGAGAAACCAUUUAGUUGUUUGGAGUGUUGUCAAAGAUUUCGUCUAAAGGGAACCCUGCAGCAACAUAUGAAAAUUCAUACAGGAGAGAAGCCAUUCAGUUGUUCCGAGUGUGGUCAAAGAUUUAAUCAGAAGCAAACGCUGAAGUCACAUAUGAGGAUUCAUACAGGAGAGAAGCCAUUUAGUUGUUCCGAGUGUGGUCAAAGAUUUAAUCAGAAGCAAACGCUGAAGUCACAUAUGAGGAUUCAUACAGGAGAGAAACCACUUAGUUGCAGAGUUUGCAACAAAAGAUUUACCUGGAAUUAUCAGCGAAAAAAACAUCAGUGUGUUGGUGAGUCCUCACAGCUUCAUCCAAGUCAGACUGAGGAGACAAAGAAGAAUGUGGAGGAACAGAACCAGCUAGGAACUCAGGUCCUGAUGGACAUUUAGAACCAGGUCCUGAUAACCAGGCUGAAAAAACUAUUCAAGAGGAACUUCUGUUGCAAACGAUACAGUUAGAACGUCCAGAUAUUUAGCCUGCUAGACGUGACGUGUGAUGACAAAAUGUUUUUCUACACUCUAUACUCCUGACAGUAGAAUAAGCCAUUUUAAACCAAUCUCCCUGAGUAAUUCAUCACUCAAUCUGAAUAAUAUAAUGGUAAAACGGGCAGUCAUGCAAACAAAAGAUUAAAAUGCUGUGCUGUCAUAUAAGUUUUUGGUCAUACCGCCAAGCACUACCUCCACUUUUGAAACUGACAUUCAAUACAUUCAUAGUCUUUCUGCUCAUCAUCCUCCAUUGACAACUGAGCGACUUCUGGGUCUGCACCAUCUACCUGAACUCAGUCAUUCGGGCUCACGCUCUGUUUCCUCUGAGGAACAUCGUCCAACGUUUUUCGUCCCUGCACACGAGCCAAUCGCAGUCUAGUCUGUACUGCUCUGUGGUUGGUCGAUGGUCCAUCUCUGCAGACUCGCGUGUCAUAGGACAUGAAAUUUUCCAAUGAUUGAAACUCAACAAAACCUCUUGUUCAAAUUCGUUUUUGACCUUCUCCAAGGAGGUUUUAUGUUUUUACCUGUUUGUUUGUGAGCAGCAUGAUGAAUAGCUCCUGAACAGAUUUCAAGUGAACUUGGUGGAAGGAUGGAACAUGGAGCAAGAAAGAAUCCAUGAAAUGUUGGUGUAGAUCUGGACAAAGGGGCGGAGCCAGGAAUGUUAUAUCUCUUUCUCAAUCUCUUUCUGGUGAUAUGAUAGACAGAUAGAUGGUUUGUUAACAUGUUUACAUAUUUCUCAAAAGAAUAAUUCAUGGUUCUUCAUGAUAAUAUAAUAAGACAUUAAGUGGACUGAUUCUAUGAGUCUGUGAGGUUUGGUGCAGUUGUUGUUCUCACUGAUAUUCUAGUUAAUUACAUCUCAUAAUUAUGUGUAAAUUUGAAUAUACAAUCACACACACACAUGUAUGUAUGUAUAUACACUGAAAUAAAGGGAACAAGGUUGGAUUCAGAAAUACACACAAAAUUCCCACGUUUUCUUCAGACGUAAUUUUAAUGACAGAAAACUUUCAAUCAAACUGUUUUCACAACAAAAAUUAUUCAACCGGUCUCAUGUUGACGUCCAAAUGUUGAUCAUCAUUUCAACAGUCAAAAAAUGGAAUAUGAGGAAGUUUUUAUGGAGCAGAGUCGACAUUAAGUGAUUUUUAACCGCGAAAAUAAUUCGUCUCCAGCUUCGCUGAUCGGAAAAACGUUAUCUUUCUUCGUUUCCGUCUGUUUAACAAACAAAACAAGUAUGUUUGCUAAAGAUAACCUUCAUCUUAUAGAACAAACAAUGCAGAAAAGACAUGUAUUCAUGUUUAUAUAUAACGUAAUAAUUAAUAAAGUCAAGUUUGUUUA
Scophthalmus maximus (turbot) is the source of this 3909-nucleotide messenger RNA. Its product is annotated as oocyte zinc finger protein XlCOF6-like. The transcript has 4 exons. The record is from RefSeq and is a predicted model, not a curated record. Gene Ontology annotation, cellular component: nucleus. The coding region runs from base 208 to 2481 and encodes 757 amino acids. Gene Ontology annotation, molecular function: DNA-binding transcription factor activity, RNA polymerase II-specific; RNA polymerase II cis-regulatory region sequence-specific DNA binding. Lineage: Eukaryota; Metazoa; Chordata; Actinopteri; Pleuronectiformes; Scophthalmidae. Gene Ontology annotation, biological process: regulation of transcription by RNA polymerase II.